CGAUUAUACCCUGCAAAAGAACAUGCUAUACGCGUCUUGUACAAGGAACCCAAAACUUUCAUUUUUCUCCGCUCAUCUAUGUGGCAUACCGUGGCGUUCGGACAAUCACAGUCGUUUCGGGCCAUCUUGCGAUCCCUCAAGGUGUCGAGUGCGGGCGCGAGCUCGUCGCGUGUGUGCGGGCGACCGCCCGGGACGACCAGGGUUGUAGUGGCAUCAGCGGUGGUCUCGUUUACGGGCUUAUGGCCCGGCGCAGUCUCAUGCAGUGGCUUCCGCGGACGGGAGUACACGGGGUCCGGCCGGGACGGGCAGUCAUUGCUGUCGGGCGCAAGCUCGUCCUCAUAGGGACUGGGGAGAGGUCCGGCAUCCGUUGCACAUGCAACAUCGACAUCGCCGCAGGUAGAAGUGGCGGAGUUGGAUGAGAGGCUCGGCGGGUGAUCGUGCUUCCGGCGGGGACCUGAAAGCGCUGGAGCAACUUCUCGUUAGAGAGAUUGAUAGAGCGACCCGUGAGGUGGAAGCUUUUUAGAAGUGCCCACAGAAUGCCAGGGCUUAGUGAGUCAGAAGCCAACGAGUUGCGGAACGCGAUACCAUACGCAGCAGAGAAAUACCUGCGUAAACAUCUGUCAUGGAAGUAUCAGUACGCCAAGGAUAAAACUAUAUUCCUGGAACGGAUUGUGGAGGAGCUGCCGGUCUUGCGGCGGUACACAAACGCAUGGCCCGCGGAGGCAUGCAUGCGCGAGUAUCUGGCCCGGCACAAUCAAAGAGCUCACGGGACUCAGAGAUCUGGACCGGUCGUGAUGUCUGCCAGCCACGGUACCCCUUCCGCCGAGAGUCGCAAUGCAGCGCAGCCUCAGGUGUCAGCGCCACCUAGAGAAGAAUUGCAGACCCCCAGGAGACCAGCACCUGUGGUGUCUCCCGUGGUUCACUCCAACUUCAACCCGUCUGGAGCCCCGAAGGAUAAGGCGUUCAUGCGGGCUUUUCUCCGGUCAACUCGCCCUGCGACGGACAAUCUUAUGUCCGUCUUCAUUAGCCAUGGUGUUAUUGACGGUGUGUGCCUGAGCGUGCUGGCAGAGCUGUCGGACGCGGAACAGAAAGAGUUCCUUCGGGAUGAUCUAGGGCUCAAUGCAAUGCAAGCCCUGAGCAUCCGACUCGCGUUGCGCGACAUGUAACUUUUGUAAAACAAGUUAAAAUUGAAUUCGAG
Messenger RNA from Phanerochaete carnosa HHB-10118-sp, 1198 nucleotides. RefSeq lists its product as uncharacterized. Bases 795 to 1166 code for a protein of 123 amino acids. Lineage: Eukaryota; Fungi; Basidiomycota; Agaricomycetes; Polyporales; Phanerochaetaceae. The transcript has 6 exons. The record is from RefSeq and is a predicted model, not a curated record.